UUAAUUUGAUGCGAUAAAAAUUUGUUCAAAAAUAUAUUGAGUAAAAAUUCUUGACUUUUUCAGUCAGUGAUUUUCAGUGUGACAGUAAAUAUUCAAAUUAUCAACAAAAAAGCACAACAUAGACAAAGAUUAAAUUUAAUUUUACAAUCAUUAACAUUGUCAGCCUAUUACAAAUAAUUGAAAGUCAACUUAUGAUGGGGUGAACACAAUAUUCUUGUCUAUGGUGAACACGCUUGGGGAAUCACCAGUAAAAGUAAAUAUGGACGAUCAAAACCUUAUGGAUCUUGUGGAAAGCAGUGAUGAGGAAACUCCAUCAUUUUCAAAAUUAUUGUCUGUUGAGGAUAUGCUUUUAGGCAAAGGCAGGCAAGAAAAAUCGUUGGGCAACUUAGCCACCAAGUUUGCUGAUCUUCUUCGAAACUCUCCAGAUGGAGUAAUGCAUUUAAACAAAGCUACUGCAAUGCUUGCUGUUAAACAAAAAAGAAGAAUAUAUGAUAUUACAAAUGUACUUGAAGGUAUUGGUUUAAUAGAAAAAAAGACCAAAAAUCAAGUUAGAUGGAGGGGAGUUGAAACAAGUGAAGAUGAUAAGACUGCAGUAAUGAGAACAAAACUUCAAGAAGAAAUACAAACUUUAAAAUGGCAAGAAGAUAUUUUAGAUAAACAAUUAGAGAUUCUUAGUCGUGAUUUUAAAGUGCUUAAGGAAGAAAAAUCUUUUGCUCGUUACAUGUAUUUAUUGAGUAGUGAAAUCUCCAAUAAACAAGAAAAACGAUCAGUGUUUACUGUACAACCUAUGGAAGCACUUAGAGGAGCUAGUAUUUCCAUACCAAGAACCAAAUUUAAUCGAAAUUAUAGUUUAAAAUCAUCCGAUAACAGUAUGCCCUUUAGGAUAAAUAUUAAUUCUAAAACUGUGCCAGUUAACAUGAAUCUUAUUUCUUUCAAAGCAUUUGGUCAACUUGAGAAUAAAAGAUGUGCUUCGGAAACAAAUAGUAAAUUAAGAAAAAUACCUCGCACUAAUUCUUCUGAUGAUGUGAAAUCUAGUGUUAUAUAUAAUAAUGAAGAAUCUGACGAUGUAGAAGAAAUUAUUGUAUUGAAUAAAGAAGGUAAACAAGUGGAAAAAAAUACAAAUUGUGAUACGCUUGAUGAUAAUGGAGCUAAAUCAUCUACCAGAGUUCCUCCACGUUAUGAUCCAAUCUUCAGGUUGAGCCCACCUCCAUCAGUAAAUACUUUCCCGUGUUUAAUUGACCCUUCGGAAGGUGCAUUUGAAGCUUUUGAUAUUAAACCUAAAUAAUAAGAGUUAUUGUAAUUAAUAUACUAUGUUUAAUAAAUUACCAAUACAUUGUA
Molecule: messenger RNA, 1338 nt
Organism: Aphis gossypii (cotton aphid)
Lineage: Eukaryota; Metazoa; Arthropoda; Insecta; Hemiptera; Aphididae
Product: transcription factor E2F5-like
Exons: 10
Coding region: 221-1285 (354 amino acids)
Biological process (GO): regulation of transcription by RNA polymerase II
Cellular component (GO): RNA polymerase II transcription regulator complex
Molecular function (GO): protein dimerization activity; DNA-binding transcription factor activity, RNA polymerase II-specific; RNA polymerase II cis-regulatory region sequence-specific DNA binding
Source: RefSeq, a predicted model, not a curated record